Branchiostoma belcheri (Belcher's lancelet) is the source of this 2789-nucleotide messenger RNA. Its product is annotated as acyl-coenzyme A oxidase-like protein. Bases 617 to 2317 code for a protein of 566 amino acids. Gene Ontology annotation, molecular function: FAD binding; fatty acid binding; acyl-CoA oxidase activity. The record is from RefSeq and is a predicted model, not a curated record. The transcript has 19 exons. Gene Ontology annotation, biological process: fatty acid beta-oxidation using acyl-CoA oxidase; lipid homeostasis. Lineage: Eukaryota; Metazoa; Chordata; Leptocardii; Amphioxiformes; Branchiostomatidae. Gene Ontology annotation, cellular component: peroxisome.
AAAAUCAAUGUUGUUUGACAGUGGAAAAGUUUCUUUAGACCUCACUUAACCCAAGCUUUGGAGGUCUUUUAUCGUGAUGAAGUUAACACUGAAGUGAAGUAGGAUCAAGGAACCUCCUUGUUAGGGUCAUGGAGUAUUUUAACUCCAUGGUAGGAUCAACGGGACUUAAAUGAUCCUUACUAAUCCAGUGAUAGUGAACCCCGAUUUUGGCUUGAAGUGAAAGCGCGGACAUUUCAGUUGGCUGAAGGAAAGCUAUCAUUGAUCGGACCCAGGCCCAGCAGCUGACUCUCACGCGCAGCCGAUAUCCUGACCGCAAGGUCGUUGACCCAUAUCUAUCCAAAAUGGCGUCUGACGACCAGAAAGUGAAACCCUCGCGAUACAUCGAUGGGGAAUUUUGGGAACUGAAGGACCGACUCAGGAAGGAAAUCGAGGACAAUGAUUUAUUUGUACAAAGGUUUGACUCCCAGUGGAUGAGUUACGUGAACUCACACUCAAGAGAGCCAAGUUCCUCCUGUCUCUGCCACAAAGUAGGCAGCAGUUUGCCGACCAGUUGGCCAAUAAGAAAGGCUUCAUCAGUAGCAGCCUGGCUAUAGGAGAAGUCUUCUCCUGCGUGGACAUGUCUGUUGGAGUCAAGAUGGGCGUGAUGGCCUGGCUGUUUGGAGGAGCCGUGAUGAACCUGGGCUCAGAACAACAUGUGGUCAAGUGGUUCCAGCCACUCAAGGAUUUAGAAUUCACGGGGAUGUUUGCCAUGUCAGAGAAGGGCCACGGGAGCAACGUCAGAAACAUCCUGACAGAAGCUCACUAUGACAGGAAUACUCAGGAGUUUAUCAUUACAACCCCAUGUGAGGAUGCCCAGAAGUUCUACAUUGGAAAUGCCCUCCAAGGGAACUAUGCUGCUGUGUUUGCUCAGUUGAUCAUUGGUCAGGAGUCCAAGGGUCCCCACUGUUUCAUAGUGCCCAUCAGAGAUGCAGAAGGAAACCUGUACCCAGGAGUCAGUGUUACAGACAUGGGUCUGAAGGAAGGACUGAAUGGAGUAGAUAAUGGCAUCCUACACUUCACUGGAGCAAGAACACCAAGAGAGAAUCUACUCAACAGGUUUGCAGAUGUAAGUGCAGAAGGAGAGUACACCACUUCCAUCCCUAGUCACAACGCCAGGUUUAAUGCCAUGUUAGCAGCACUGGUGGCAACACGGCUGGCACUCUCCAACCAAGCAACAGCCAGUAUGAAGGUUGCUUUGGAAAUAGCCAUCAGAUAUGCUUUCAAACGUGUCCAGUUUGGUCCAGGAGAUGGCCCAGAAGUUCCCAUCAUGCAUUACCAGACACACCAGCUGCGACUCAUGCCUAACCUGGCCACCUGUCUGGCUGUCACCUUCGCCAACAGAUAUGCAUCUGACAUGCUUGAUGAUGAUUUCUUCCACAAGCGAGACUUGGUGGACAACAGGUCCAUCCAGGCCCUGGCCUCUGGUCUCAAGGCUUACGCUACAUGGGAGAAUCUGCAGUGUUUACAAACCUGCCGGGAAUGCUGCGGAGGAAUGGGCUACAUGAGUGAGAAUCGGCUGGCAGGUUUAAAGCAAGACUGUGACGUCUUUGUGACAUUUGAAGGUGACAACACUGUUCUAUACCAGCAAGUGGUGAAAGAACUGCUGGCAGUGUUUGGACAGAAGCUGGGAGAUAACCGUGUUCUACAGACUUUGUCACUUCUGCAACAGGAGACAGCUGAGUACAUCAGAACAAGCAUGUUUGCAGUAGGUACAGAGUCAGUGCUGAGUGCCUCAGGGAUGAUGAAGGCUCUGUCCUUUAGAGAAGGGAGGAUGCUGAGGAAACUGGCUGGGAGGAUGAUAAAGAAGGUUGGAGAUGGAGAAGAUGCAUUUCAGGCCUGGAACUCCUGUCUUCACCACACACAGGCACUGGCCAAGUGUCACAUACAGCGAGUCUGCCUGGAACAGUUUGUGGCUGCUGUGGACAGAUGUCCCAGUCAACAGGAGAAAGACAUUCUGGACAAGUUCUGCCAGCUGUAUGGGACCCAUGCCCUGUACACGGACCGUGCCUGGUACCUGGAGCAUGGGUACUACACACCUGCCAAUACUAAUGAACUCAGGCAACAGCUCCUGUCCCUCUGUGCAGAGACCUGCCAACAUGCUCUCUUCAUAGUGGAAGCAUUUUACACCCCGAGAAUCUCUGUCCAUGCACCUAUAGCCGGGGUGCCCAGUACCAAGGCUCCGUGGGCGUACUACCCUGAACCUGGCACUGAGAACACUCCUAUGGCCAUUGACGUGGAUGCCAUUAGGAGGACCACACCUUUACAGUCCAAACUGUGAUAGGUUGGAAAUUGUUAUUUCCAAAAGAAGUAUUUCACACAUCAGAGCCAAAUAUAAUCAGCUUACAAAUACCUGUAUGUAACAAUGAACAUAAGCAUUUGUUUUAACUUAUGGAUAACAGUUAAGAAUACAGUUUAAUGUAACAUGGAAGAUAUGUACCGUGCAAUAUUGUGACAAUAUUCCUUUUUAUAUGCAAUGUAAAUUUGAGCAUCAGCAUAUACAUAUAUUAUUACAUCAUAAAAAGAUGUUGCAAUGAUGGUGAACUAGUCAUCUCUGAAAUUUGUGUAAACACCACCCUGGAAUGGUGGUGAUAUUAAGCAUUUUUCUUGCCAAAAGUUGUACAUGUACAACACCAACACAGGUAAGAACUGGUACUUUAAUUCCCUUAGGGGAUGUGUUGCGUACCUAUGUAUCUCAGCAAUUGAAAUACUAAUUCUUGGCUUGCAAAAGCCACUCUGUGUGAAGACUGACC